Trichechus manatus latirostris (Florida manatee) is the source of this 1356-nucleotide messenger RNA. It is a transcript of the gene SPO11, whose product is annotated as SPO11 initiator of meiotic double strand breaks. The coding region runs from base 1 to 1191 and encodes 396 amino acids. Gene Ontology annotation, biological process: meiotic DNA double-strand break formation; reciprocal meiotic recombination; meiotic DNA double-strand break processing. Lineage: Eukaryota; Metazoa; Chordata; Mammalia; Sirenia; Trichechidae. The record is from RefSeq and is a predicted model, not a curated record. Gene Ontology annotation, cellular component: nuclear chromosome. The transcript has 13 exons. Gene Ontology annotation, molecular function: DNA topoisomerase type II (double strand cut, ATP-hydrolyzing) activity; ATP binding; DNA binding.
AUGGCUUUCGCCCCCAUGGGGCCUGACGCCUCGUUUUUCGAAGUUUUGGACCAGCACAGGGCUUUCCUGCUGGCUGACCUGAGGAGAGGCGGUGAGGAGUCCCUUCGCGGGGGGACCCGCCCCGCCUCGAGUUCUGAGGUUCUUGCAGCUAUUGAAAAUAUUAUCCAAGACAUAAUUGCAAGCUUGGCAAGAAAGGAAGCACCUGCAUUCACUAUAGACAACAGAUCCAGCUGGGAAAAUAUAAAGUUUGAAGAUUCUGUGGGUCUUCAGAUGGUAUCUCAUCGUACCACAAGAAAAAUCAAAAGUGAUUCACCAAAAUCAGUUCAAAAUUUCGCUCUAGUUCUUAAAAUACUGUCCAUGAUUUAUAAAUUAGUACAAAGCAACACUUAUGCAACCAAAAGAGACAUAUAUUACACUGACAGCCAACUCUUUGGUAACCAGACUGUUGUGGACAAUAUAAUCAACGACAUUUCUUGUCUGUUAAAAGUGCCAAGGAGGAGUCUACAUAUAUUAUCUACAUCAAAAGGUUUAAUUGCUGGCAAUUUAAGCUACAUUGAGGAAGAUGGUACCAGAGUGAACUGUACUGGCUGCUCAACAGCUGUUGCUGUGCCAUCUAAUAUUCAAGGACUUCGAAAUUUAAUUACAGAUGCAAAAUUUCUAUUAAUUGUGGAAAAAGAUGCGACAUUUCAGCGUCUCCUAGAUGAUAACUUCUGCAGCAAAAUGUCUCCGUGCAUCAUGGUUACGGGAAAGGGAGUGCCUGACCUGAACACGAGACUUUUAGUCAAGAAGCUGUGGGAUCUGUUCCACAUUCCUGUUUUCGCUCUUGUAGAUGCUGACCCACACGGCAUAGAAAUAAUGUGCAUCUAUAAGUAUGGAUCUAUGUCUAUGUCUUUUGAAGCCCAUAAUCUCACGGUUCCAGCAAUUAGAUGGCUUGGUCUUCUCCCUUCUGAUAUUAAAAGGUUAAAUAUACCUAAAAAUACUUUAAUUCCACUGACAAAACGGGACCAGAUGAAACUUGACAGUAUCCUGAAGAGACCUUAUGUUACCUGCCAACCAUUUUGGAGAAAAGAAAUGGAAAUAAUGGCAGACUCUAAAAUGAAGGCAGAAAUCCAGGCUUUGACCUUCAUAUCAUCUGAUUAUCUUUCCAAAGUGUACUUACCUAACAAACUAAAAUUUGGUGGGUGGAUAUAAAAACACAUCAGAAGAACCUGUGAUUGCCAGAAGUUUUUCAUUAGUUUUGUUUUAAUUGGUAAACACUGUUGUGGAAGGAACAUAUAUUUUUAAUUCUUUAAAAGGUUAAAUAAUUUUUCACUAAUAUUUUUUUCUCAAAAUGAAUGCUGUAUUCUAAUUUUCUUU